This is a messenger RNA of Sporothrix brasiliensis 5110, 2688 nucleotides long. Its product is annotated as alpha-glucosidase. Gene Ontology annotation, biological process: carbohydrate metabolic process. NCBI's taxonomy places the organism in Eukaryota, Fungi, Ascomycota, Sordariomycetes, Ophiostomatales, Ophiostomataceae. The record is from RefSeq and is a predicted model, not a curated record. The coding region runs from base 1 to 2688 and encodes 895 amino acids. Gene Ontology annotation, molecular function: carbohydrate binding; hydrolase activity, hydrolyzing O-glycosyl compounds. The transcript has a single exon.
AUGCUGCAUCAGUUUGAAAACACUCCCCAGCAGUAUGCUCUGCAGGAGCCGGCCUCUGCCAGCGCUCCGUCGGUUGCUCUGCGCUCGACCGAGGCCGUCAACGGCAACCACUUCGAUUUUACCUUUGAGGCCGUCCGCCCGGGCGUCUUCCGCACGACCUUUGCCUCCCCAAGCCACCCGCUUCCGCCGUUUCCCAGUGCCAAGCGCGUUGAGACAAGCUCCUCUGUUGAGGUACCCAAGACCUCGCUUGACGCUGCCAGCAAGACCUUCUCCGUCGUCUCCGCCGAUGUCACGGCCACCGUUGACUGGUCCGGCGCGCCCAUUGUCUCUCUGACCCGUGAGGGCGUCGCCAGGCCGCUGUACCGCGACAUGGCGUACCGCUCGUAUGUCGUCGACGGCCCCGGCGUGGCCCACUACUCCUCCUACAAGAAGGACGACCUCUACGUCGGCCUCGGCGAAAAGGCCGGCCCCAUGAACCUGGCCGGCCGCGGCUUCCAGAUCACGGCCAGCGAUACCUUUGGCUACGACGCUCUGCUCACCGACCCGCUCUACAAGCACAUCCCCCUGCUGCUGCACGUCAGCCGCCCGGCGCCCGGGCAGCCCAGCGGUCCGUGUGUCGGUCUCUUCUCGACGUCGCACAGCCGCGGCACCUGGAACGUCGGCUCCGAGAUCGACGGCAUGUGGGGCCACUUCAAGGUCUACCGCCAGGCCUACGGCGGCCUCGAGCAGUACCUGCUGGUGGGCCACAGCGUCGCCGAGGUCGUGCGCCUGUACGCCGACGUCGUCGGCUACCCGCUGCUGACGCCGCGCUACAUGAUGGGCUACGUCAGCGGCGGCAUGAAGUACACCAUGGAGGACGAGCCGCGCGCCGCCGACGUCAUUGUCGGCUUUCUCGACAAGUGCGCCGCCCACGACAUCCCCGUGUCGGCCUUCCAGAUGAGCUCCGGGUACACCAUUGCCGAGCAGCCGCCCAAGACGCGCAACGUCUUCACGUGGAACUACCACCGGUUCCCCGACCCGCGCGCCUUCACGGCCGCCUGCCACAAGCGCGGUGUGCGCCUGCUGGCCAACAUCAAGCCGUACGUGCUGGCGAACCACCCGGCGUACCCUGGCCUGAAGGCGGCCAAUGCCUUUUUCAAGGACCCCAGCGCCCCCCACAAGGACAAGGACGGCGGCGACGCCCUGCAGACCGGCGUUGCCCGCCUCUGGAGCGCCGGCGGCGGCGAGAGCGGCGAGGGCAGCCACAUCGACUUUACGAGCAAGGCGGGCUUCCAGUGGUGGUACGACGGCGCCAAGGCGCUCAAGGGCGUCGGCAUCGACGCCAUGUGGAACGACAACAACGAGUACAACAUUUUCAGCGACGACUGGGAGUGUGCGCUGGAGACGGUGCCCAUACCCGCGUCCCUCACGAGCCGCAAGAUUGGUCUGUGGGGCCGCGCCAUGCACACGGAGCUCAUGGGCAAGAGCUCGUACGACGCCUGCGCGGACGCCGUGCCCGACGAGCGCCCGCUGGUGCUGACCCGCUCGGCCACCGCCGGCACCAUGCGCUAUGCCUGCUCGUCGUGGAGCGGGGACAACGUGACCAGCUGGGACGGCAUGCGCGGCGCCAACGCCAUGUCUCUGAAUGCCGGUGUGUCGCUGCUGCAGUGCUACGGCCACGACAUUGGCGGCUUCGAGGGCCCGCAGCCCACGCCCGAGCACCUGGUGCGCUGGGUCCAGAUCGGCGUGCACCAGCCGCGCUUUGCCAUCAACUGCUACAAGACCUCGGAGGACGACAAUCUCGUGGGCGGCGUCAUCGAGCCCUGGAUGCACCCCACGGCCACGCCCCUCGUGCGCGCCGCCAUCAAGCGCCGCUACGAGCUCGUGCCCUACACCUACUCGGGCGCCCUCCAGUCCCACCUGACGGCCCCGCCCUCGAUGCGCUGGACCGGCUGGGGCUACGAGACCGACCCCGAAGUCUGGACCGCCCCGCUCCUGGCGGGCGACACCCAGUUCUGGUUCGGCGACGCCCUCCUUGUCGGCGGCGACGGCAUCUAUGUGCCUGGCUCGUCCGAGGCGCGCGUCUACCUGCCCACGGGCGAUGCGACGGCCGCCGGCUUCCUGAACGUCAACGCCCCCCACGAGUGGCUGCCCGCCGGCCAGUGGCACACCAUCAGCAGCGCCUGGCACGCGUCCAUCCCCGUGCUGGCCCGCUGCGGCAGCGCCGUCCCCGUCGGCCGCAACCUGCCCACGACGAGCCGCAAGAACGGCCGCCACGCCGAGGCCGAGCAGACCGAGUUCCCUAGCAUCGCGCUGGACGACUGGCGCGGUGUCGAAGUGUACCCGGCGCCAGCCACUGUCUCGGGCGGGGCCGGUGGUGCCAAAGAUUCUACCUUCACAACCACCUGGCUGGAAGACGACGGCAUCUCGGCCGAGGGCCGCUCGCCCAUCUACGAGAUUUCCGUGGCAUACACCCCCUCGGCCGGUGCCAUCGAGGUCGCCGCCUCGGCCGCCCCCAAGAUGGCUUCCACGGCCCAGGGCGACGACGUCCCCAGCUCGUGGGCCCCGCUGUGGCUGUCCAACGGCCUUGACGUCAUCCUGCCGGUGGGCGAGGAGCGCGUGGUCAAGGCCGCGGGCGGCCAGGCGGUCGAGGACAAGGGCCGCGACACCAAGGGCCGCCGGGUGUACCACAUUGCCGUGAAGGUGUAG